AUGGAGGGCGCCCUGGCUACCGACUCCUCGUCAUCGGCAUCCACGCUACAAGAUCGCAUUCCCGUCAUUCUCACUCACGAGGGCGUGUCGAGCGUAUGGAAGCAGCGAGCGGCGCGAGGCCCCGCUACGCGCGACGUCGAUCACCGAAACCGCAUCGCCGAGCAUGUCGAGCGCACGCUGGGCACCAAGAUUGAGCUCUUCAUCUCUGAACGACAGCCGUGCCACGGCCUCACCGUCGACGUCCUCGUCGUUCCGCCCACCGACGAGCGACCCUUCUACGUGCUCGUGACCCGCGGCCUCUCCGAGAUGCACAUGAACGUGCACCCUCUUGCCAAGCACUCGCCCAGCCGAAUCGAGCUCGUGAUCUGUCUGCCCAAGACGUGGGAGGUGUCUCUGGAGGCAUUCCGGAAGAGCGAGCAAUACUUUUGGCCGGUCCGGCAACUGAAGCGACACGCUCUCUUUCCAGCAAUCCACCACACCUUCAUCUCCCUCGGCCACACUGUCGCCAACGAGCUGAUGAUGGUACCGGCGCUAUUGCCAGAGGACUUCCACAUCAUGACGGUCAAGAAGCCAAACAAAAAGAAGAAGAAACGAUCGAGGAAGAAGGACAAGACGGACACCAGCAACAACGGGCAGGCCACCGGAACGGCCGCUGCGUCGGCCAACGAUGACGGGACGCACGAGACGGCGGCCGCUGCGGCGGCGGACCAGGCCGCGGGGGCAGCUGAUGGGCAGUCGCCGCCGCCGCAGGCGAGCACGAACGAGAGCGACGCGGACACGAACCGGCAACGGGAGCAGCUGGAAGCGGAGGUGAAGCACGGCGGCGCCAACACCGAAACGAAACCGGACGAAGGGAAGGAGAAGGAGAACGAAAACGAAGAAGGAAAGAACGAAGAAGAAGGAAGAAAGAACGAAGAGGAGAUGGAGGUGAAACGGACGGAGGAGCAACAACAACAGCCGCGAGAGGGCGAGGAGGAAGAGGCGGGGAUCGGUGAGAAGGAAGUGCAGGAGCCACAGCAGGAUGGCGAGAAGAAGAAGGUGAGGAGGAGACGAGGCGGCAAGAAGAAGAACAAGAAGAACGGCGAGAACGGCAAGCAGGGCGAAACAGAGGAGUCCAAGGGGAAGGCGAACGACGACAACAGCAACAACCACGGCGAUGGCGGCAAGCCCAAGCAGAGACAGAAGAGGAACGAAGAGCCGUUCCUGUACGGGGAGAACAAGGAGGAUGUCUACUUCUACCAGCUGCUGCCGCUGUACCAGGAGGAGGUCGACUUCAAGCUCAAGCACGGGCUUGACGCACUUUUGGAGAGGCUGGAGCAGCUCCCGCCUCUCGACGUCAUGACCAUCACUCCUGGUCGAAGGAACACGUUCAACACUAGGAACGUGUGCCAGAUGCCGGUGAAGAGGAAGAUCCUGCGGGCGCAGAGGAGGGCCUCGCCCAAGAGCGCGGACACCAUUCUGUCGGAGAGUCCCGCCAGCCCAUCGGUGGUCGACCCACCUCGGGUGGUGGUGGAAGAUGGCACCAACGGCGGAGGCGACGACGAACAACUGCCGCCAGAGGAGGCCAAGGUGAAGGAGGAAGAGGAGGAGAAGGAAGCGGAAGUCGACGAGAGUGAGGCAUCGGUGAAGCCGCGAGAGGACGGAACCAAGGCUGACGAGCAGGUGUGCACCAACGGCAAGGGCCAAUGA
Acanthamoeba castellanii str. Neff is the source of this 1689-nucleotide messenger RNA. RefSeq lists its product as uncharacterized. The record is from RefSeq and is a predicted model, not a curated record. Bases 1 to 1689 code for a protein of 562 amino acids. The transcript has 5 exons. NCBI's taxonomy places the organism in Eukaryota, Discosea, Longamoebia, Acanthamoebidae.